AUGAAUAAGGUAAGGAGGAUAUUAUGUUUUCUUCGUGCUGUUCGUUUAUUGUCGCUGCAGGUGGGUUUGAGGCUUUGAAAGGUUUUAGGCCAUUUUUUGAUGUUAUUCUAGGUUUUUUGAGGGAAAAAAGUUGAUUUUUAUAUUGUUGUAGAGUUAAAAAUUUGCGUUUUUAGAUAUUGUUUUAGGUAUUAAUUACUUUUGUUGUGUUUUGUGUAAUAUAUUGAUUUAUUUGAGUACCUUGUGUUGGAGUUUGUUUUUUAUUAAUUUUAAAAAUUUUUAGAUAAUACACCGUGUCAAUACAGUUAAAAGGGAGCGUGGCACCGAAGACUUUGUCAAACUAAAUCAUGUUUUCGCCAACCGAUAUUAUAUUGAGAAGGAAUUGGGAAAAGGAGGUUUUGGACAGGUUUAUCAGGCCAAGGAUUUGGUAUGUCUUUAUGUAUUUUUGAAAUAUAAUGCGAUGUUUCUUUACUACAAUAUAUUUUGUUUUAAAAGUAAAAUUUUGUGCUUUGAAUCCGGACCAUCCUUAUGGUUUUUUAAAGUUAUAGUUAAAAUUCGGAAUACAUUUUAAUAAAGUAAGAAAAGUAUGUAGUCUGAUGGGUAAAUCUUUAAUAAUUUUAGCGAACUUCAAACAUUAUUGCGCUGAAAGUUGAGCCGGAUGACCGCCAUAAUCGUAUGAUCAUGGAAGUCAAAGUCCUUGCCCAAGUAAUUGGAUGCAAACACUUUAAUAUUAUGGUAUGUUUUGUAAAAAGCUUUUAACUACAAAUUCGUGAGGUUAAAUGUUGUUUUAUACAUGUUUUUAUGUAAAGAUAUGGAUUAACUUGCAAAUUAUAUAGGUAUGGAUAAUAUUAGCUAAAUUUUGCUUUUUUGGUAUUUUUUUACACUUGGCGGUUCUUAACUGCUUUUUGUUGAUUAAGCAUUAUUGUAUAACAUUACCGAGCGUUUUUAUCUUAGCAUAGCUAAUAUUUACCUAAUUUCAGUACGAUCACGGCCUGAAAAAUGCUGCUCUCACCUACAUCUCCAUGCCGGUUCUCGGUGAAAACCUAUUCGAAUUGCGACGUCUAGAACAAGGUCGAAAGUUCAAACCAGAAGCCAUGCUAGAAUUUUUCAGUCAGUUGGUUGACGCAUUAGAAACGUUACACAAAAAGGGCUUCCUUCAUCGUGAUUUGAAACCAUCCAACUUUGUUAUGGGAAAACGACCAGGGGAUCGAGAUACUGUAUAUUUGAUCGAUUUUGGUAUGGCCAGAGAAUAUCUACACCCAAAUGGGCAAAGAAGAGCCGUGAGGUAUCCGUGUCAAUUUAGAGGUGGGUUUAGAACAGUUUAAAUAUUUAUUAAGGUCUAAAGAAAUCUUUUUCAUUUUUAUGAAAUAUUAUUUUAGGCACGACACGCUACAGCACUGCCAGAGCACACAAAGGCCUUGAACAAGGUCCCGGCGACGAUAUGUAUUCAUUGCUGUACGGCAUGGUCGAGUUAUGCGAAGGUGACCUGCCAUGGAGAGGUGAUGAACCCGAAAAAGGGCUGAUUAACAUUAAAGGAAUGCCUAGGUCGGGCCUUACCCGCUUUAUAAAGUAAGUUUUUACAAUUGUAAUAUGUUGCUGGGGUUUAAUUUUUUUAAUUUUACGUUUGUUUGUCGUAGUAAAGGAACUUUACUUUAGUUUUUGCGUUUUUGACUAGUUUUUUGUUUUGUUAUUGAAAAUUAAUUUUUAAUUUUAGACACACGCCAAAGGAACUUUUGAUUAUAGCACAAUAUCUGGACGGAUUGGUCUAUGAAGAUGAUGUGGAUUAUAAUUAUAUUAGACAAGAAAUUCAUGUGAGUCUUUGAUUUAUUAUUAUUAACUUUGUCUUUAAUUCACAGUUUGGAUGAUCUAUUUACAAAAUUUUGCAUGAAAUUUAAAUUUUUAAACAUGUUUUGUUGUUUAAGUUUAUACCUUUAGCAAAUUUUAUUUCAGGAAGCCUUCGACAGCCUACAUCCGCCAGUAUUUGACUUUUUCGGCAGAUCAGACAACUUUAUUAACGAAUAUAACACAAACCGAAGUCCCGUAACCGAAUCCACGACCAAAUCAAGCGCCUUUUAUGAUCCAUACGAAGUCAAACAGAUGACCAAAACUUCGCAAAUCAUCCAAAUGCGUACCAAGUUUGACGAAUUAUGCUUCAAUGAAAAACGACCACCAAACCGCUUCAUCAACGGCAAUGUUUAUCAUCCAUCAGGACAAAAGGGCGCGAUAUGGCAAGCCCCAUUCGAAUUCGAGCCACAACAAGAACGUUAUUGA
This is a messenger RNA of Bursaphelenchus okinawaensis, 2268 nucleotides long. The record is from the annotation of a GenBank genome assembly. NCBI's taxonomy places the organism in Eukaryota, Metazoa, Nematoda, Chromadorea, Rhabditida, Aphelenchoididae.